Molecule: messenger RNA, 1434 nt
Organism: Phodopus roborovskii (desert hamster)
Lineage: Eukaryota; Metazoa; Chordata; Mammalia; Rodentia; Cricetidae
Gene: Zfp92
Product: ZFP92 zinc finger protein
Biological process (GO): regulation of DNA-templated transcription; positive regulation of reciprocal meiotic recombination
Cellular component (GO): nucleus
Molecular function (GO): histone H3K4 methyltransferase activity; recombination hotspot binding; histone H3K36 methyltransferase activity
Source: RefSeq, a predicted model, not a curated record
AUGAUCCUGUGCAUGAUGAGAUUGGAACCGGUAUCUUUUGAGGAUGUGUCUGUGUACUUUAAAAAGACAGAAUGGAAGCUUCUUGAUCUCAAACAGAGGAAUCUCUACAAGCAGGUCAUGCUUGAGAACUACAGCCAUUUGGUGACAGUGGGAUUUGCUUUCUCGAAGCCUAAUCGGGUGUCCUCGUUGGAAUGAGGGGAGAAGCCCUGGAUUACAGAUGGCAGAAUAGGGACUUCAACAGGAUCCCAUGCUGGGAAUGGGGUAAAGAGAAAGAUGGUGACUUCAAAACCAAAACUUUUUGGAAGAGGUCUCCUUGGAGGCACCUCAGGAUUGUCAGUGCCAAGACAUCCUCAUGACUCCAGGCCAAAUCCUAUCGUAAGGUACCAGCACUCCAGAAUCACGGAUAAGCGCUAUCUGUGUCAGCACUGCAGAAAAUCCUUCAGCCAAAGCCCCAAUCUCAUCAUGCACAGGAUCAUUCACAGUGGGGAGAAAUUCUACAAGCGCAGCAAGUGCGGGAAGCUCUUCUGGUGCAGCUUUGCACUGCUGGAGCAUCAGUGUAUCCACAGCGGCAACAAGCCCUUUGAGUGCGAGGAAUGUGGCAAGAUCUUCACGCGCAAUUCCAUUCUUGUCAAGCACCAGAUCAUCCACAGCAGCGAGAUGCCAUUUAUGUGCCGAGUGUGCAGCAAGCUGUUCCAGAAGAGCUUUGCGGUGCUUCAGCAUGUGCACAUUCACAGCGAUGAGCGGCCUUAUGAGUGCAGUGAGUGCGGUAAGGCAUUCAGUGGCAGCUCCAACCUCAUUGAGCACCAGGGUACCCACAGUGGCCAGAAGCCCUGCAUCUGUCAGGAGUGCAGCAAGAACUUCAAGGAUUCGCAGCUCAUCCACCACCAGCACAGCCACAGUGGCGACAGGCCCUUCUCAUGCCGCGAGUGAGGUAAGACCUUCCGUGGCCACUGGGGCCUUAGCCUACACCAACGUGUGCACAGUGGUGAGAAGCCAUACCUGUGCAGUGAUUGUGGCCUGGCCUUCCGUCUCCCGGCCAACCUCUUCAAACACCAGGUGGCGCAUGGUGGCAUGAGGCUCCCACGUGACUGCAUCCUCCUGAAGCAUAGUGUUGGCCCCCGUGGGUCUCUGCCCCAGGACACCAGAGAAGGCAGCUCAUCAGAUCCCCAGUCCAUAGACACCAGUGAGAAGCCCCAAGCGUGUGAACGCUGUGGCCAGGUCUUUGAGAAUAAGCUGCUGCAGUGUCGCCAUUUGUGUAUCCAUGACGACAAAGAUAACAAGAAGCAGAAGCUGAUUACUGCCAGCACCUGAGGUUUGGAGAAGCUGCCACCUCUCAGCCAGGAUCUGGACUCCCAGCCAGCAGAAGAAAGCAACAGUGAAAGAAAUGAAAGUUUCCUGUGUGCUGAGAAGGCCCAGGGCCCAUUCUCACCUUGA